AUGCCAAAGUGCCGACAGGUGGCCUGCUGUCGCGAGGAGGCAACAGCUCUGCGGGAGUAUCUCACGGAGGUUGGCGCCCUGAGCGUUGCUAGAUUCCUUGCCAAGCUCCACCGUCGGCGCUUUGAGGCGGCAAGGGCAGCUCACCCCUGGGAGACAGGCGUGCAGCUUGUAGAUGUGCUGACUACCAGCGACGGACUGGCCUUCGGGGUCGGCGUCUACAGCGGUGCUGUAGAGGUUUUGGCGCUCUCGGCGUGCAGCAAGGUGGCUGGCCGGCCAGUGAAGAAAGUGCUGCCAGCGCUUCGAGCCUUGUACCCCGGACACAUCUACGUACACGGCGGCUACGACGGCCAGCGCCGCCUACUCUCCAUCGAGCGCUUGGCACCAUUUGGUGAUUGCUGGGAGCCACUGCCUCCGAUGUCUGAUCGACGAGCUGUAGUGGCAGCAGACGUAGUUGCCGGGAAGCUGUACGUUUGCGGUGGCUGGGACGGGGAGCACCGUCUUAGCCAAGUCGAGCGCUACAACAUCGCUGCCGGCUGUUGGGAGCAGUUGCCGCCGAUGCUCGAGAGGCGAAGUCAUCCUGCAGUGGCUACUCUUUGCGGCAAGCUCUACGUUUCCGGCGGCUUUGACGGCGCGGAGAGUUUGAGCUCGGUCGAGUGCUUCGACCCUUCUACGGCUAGCUGGUGUUGCCUUCCGCAAAUGCAGGUGCGUCGAAGACGCGCGAUUGCAGUCGUCAUGGCAGCGAAGCUCUACAUCUGUGGUGGCUUCGAUGGUGCGGGGCAGCUGAACUUUGCGGAGAGCUAUGACCCGCAGGUAAAGAGAUGGGACAUGCUCCCGCCGAUGCUUGCAAGACGUGUUGUGAGUGCUGCAGAAGUUAUUUCCGGCAAGUUGUACGUUUUUGGCAGCGAGGAUGAUGCCCGAGUUGUCAGCUCUGUCGAGUGCUACGAUCCAAAGUGCUCGCUCUGGGAGGCGCUGCCACCGAUGCUCUCUCGUCGAGUUGGGGCUGCUGCUGCUUCCGUUGCGGGCUGCUUCUACGUCUGCGGGGGAUGGGAUGGACGUCAGCGUCUCGACUCAGCUGAGCGAUAUAAUCCUGCCUCGGCCGCGUGGGAAGCUCUGCCACCCAUGAGCGAGAGGAGAGAUCGAGCUGCAGUCGCCACCAUCGCUGGACGGCUCUACGUCUGUGGAGGUUUCGAUGGUGAUGCCGACCUCAGGACUGCGGAGUGCUUUGACCCCAGCUCUGGUCACUGGCUGACUCUGCCACCAAUGCAAGAGAGGAUUGACUGGGAGCCGCAGUUUGCUCUUUUCGUUGUAGACGAAGCACCGAUUGCUUGGGGUAUCUUCGAACUUCCAACGAACGUGUGCCAAGUGAGCUUCCGUGUCGGAGUGCCCAUGCUGUUUUUUCAAACGGCAUCUCUGGAGACUGGCCAGAUGCGUUUGGGCGAGAGGAAGAGUUUAGAUUUGAGGAAAGCAGGUUCCGCGGUAUCUGAUGAGGAAAAGGUGUCCAUUCUCUCAAAAGCUAGAGCCGGACAGCCACCUCAUCUCAUCGUGGACUUGCACAUAGAUGAUGCCACGGAGAUCGGUAUGUGGAUGAAGGCUCUACAAAGUGUGCUCAAAGGCACGGAGGCGACUCCAGACGAGAACCAAGGAGGCGAUCGCUUGAGUCCUGCGGGGUCGCAGAAGCAUCCCACCUCGGCAUUGCCCUCGGCAAGGUCUCAGGCAUCUUCCGAGGUGGAGGAAGAAUGUGUUUUGCUACGAGCGAAAAGCCAGAAACUGCAGCAGCGAAUCGCCGGCCUUGAGGCGAUCAGUGGGCGCCGCGAGAAGCAAAUGAAGAAGCUCCUCAAGCGCUUGGACGGCGCCAUGCAGAUGUUGGAUGCCUUGCAGGACAUGUGCGGCCAACAACGGAAGGUGAUUUCGGCGCAACAGAUCGCCAUUUUGGCGCUCAAAGAUGAAGGCGCGAUUGAUGAGGCUGCAGAGGGCGACAAUGAGGACGAGGUUGACGAAGCAGAGGAGGAAGAGGAUGACGAAGAAGAAGAUGCAGAGGUUCCUUACGGGGGGGUAAGGCCCUUCGAUCCUGAGGUGCCGGGAAGCGAGCAGCAGAUCAUGGCCUUGCUCAAACAGGCGGAUGAGAUGGAGCGUGCCUUGCGGCAGAUCGAGGCGAUGGAGAGCGCCGGCAUCCUCAACGAGAACUUCAUGCAGGCUGAAGUGAAGGCUGAUCAGGAAGCUGAUCAAGGUGAAUCGGUGGAGGAAAUUCUCAACCGCUUCAAUACGCUGGAAAAGGAGAAAGCCAAAUUUGAGGAAAUGGUAAGACAAGCUCAACAGGGGAGGCGCCCGGCCUGA
Messenger RNA from Symbiodinium sp. CCMP2592, 2334 nucleotides. NCBI's taxonomy places the organism in Eukaryota, Dinophyceae, Suessiales, Symbiodiniaceae. The record is from the annotation of a GenBank genome assembly.